UUAACCAAAAUUUUCCUCCCCAAAAUUUUGACUUUACAAAAUAAAGGUGGACGUUCUUUAUCCUCCAAUAUGAAACAUGCAUUUACAGAAUUAUUUCUUACAUCGUUUUAGAUGAUUCAAUACUUUUACCCUUCCAUGUAAAAUCAUUAGAGAUAUAACACCCUCUCUCUAUCACUUCUUACGUACACAGAAGCUCAACGCAGACACACUCACAUAAAUAUAUACAAAGACUAUAGAGUCGUACAUAUAUAGAUACAGCUGAUAUAGAAGCAAGAUGGGGAACUCAUUGGUAUGUUUCUCCCCACACAAGGAGGUGAUGAACUUACAAAGACAGAACUCCAAGAAACCGCCACUGUCGAGCCGUUCGACGAAGAAGCAGAGGCAGAAAAAUCAUGAUCACGAUCAUGAUCAUCAGAGCGUGACCGGAGAUGAGGAUGACUUGGCCCUUAAGCAACAGGCGUUGGCGGCGGCUCUGCUGUUCCGGGAAUACCAGAAGAACGGCAAUUCGGAGCCGUAUAUGAGCCGGUCGACCUCCGUCGUUUAUCCCUCUCCUGCGGGGAAGAAGCAGCCCUUUCCCAGGAGCUCCAGUACUUCUCGCCAACGCUUCGCUUCUGACAAGACGUCUGUUCUUCACCCUCGAGAGCUUGUCACUUCUCUGGAUCCAAAGAGCACUGAGGGCCUAGAAACCAAUCAUUUUAUUCUUGUUCAUGGAGGUGGAUUUGGUGCUUGGUGUUGGUAUAAAACUAUGACACUGUUGUUGGAAAGAGGCUUUAGAGUUGAUGCGGUGGACUUAACAGGUUCUGGAGUCCAUUCUUCUGAUACAAAUAGCAUCACAAGUCUUGCACAAUAUGUGAAGCCACUAACUGACAUCCUUGAGAAACUAGAGGAUGGGAAGAAGGUAAUUCUGGUGGGACAUGAUUUUGGUGGCGCCUGUAUAUCAUAUGCGAUGGAGUUAUUUCCAACCAGAAUUGCAAAAGCCAUUUUUGUUGCUGCAACAAUGUUGGCCAGUGGGCAGAGCACCCUCGAUUUGUUUUCUAGACAGAUAGGGCCAAAUGAUCUGAUGCAGCAGGCACAGAUAUUUUUGUUUGCUAAUGGGAAAGAUCAUCUCCCCACAGCCAUUGAUCACAACAAAGAAUUGGUCAAAGAUCUAUUCUUCAAUCAAAGUCCGUCUAAGGAUGUUGCCUUGGCAUCGGUAUCAAUGAGGCCUAUCCCUUUUGCACCGGUUAUGGAGAAGCUCUCUCUUUCUGAUGCCAACUAUGGCUCCGUUCGGCGUUUCUACAUAGUAACAUCAGAAGAUCAUGCCAUAACCGCUGCUUUACAAGAGACUAUGAUCGAUUCGAAUCCUCCUGAGCAAUUUUUUCGAAUUAAGGGCUCCGAUCAUUCACCUUUUUUCUCGAGGCCUCAGGCUUUACAUAAGAUAUUAGUCGACAUUGCUCAGAUUACAACAAAGUAAAGAAUUUGGCUCCAAAUUACACCACAAAGCUUGGAAGGCUACACAUUUCUGAUGCAUCAUAGGCUGCAAUGUUACAAUUGAGAAAGCAGCAUCAUGAAGAAAUGUUUGAGGCAUUAAAGAUAGGCUAAGCAAUGAGUAAUCAUGCACUAAAAAGAAAGAAAAAUAAUGCAGCUGUACAAGUACUUUGUUUUUGGAAUUUUGUAAAUACUGGAAAGGAAGUUUGGUGCAGACAAGCAUCAACUUUGUAUGUUUUUUUAAUUAAUUAUAUUAUUUUAAUUUUUAGGGCUUUGGAACCUUU
This is a messenger RNA of Morus notabilis, 1751 nucleotides long. RefSeq names its product putative methylesterase 11, chloroplastic. The coding region runs from base 275 to 1453 and encodes 392 amino acids. The record is from RefSeq and is a predicted model, not a curated record. Gene Ontology annotation, molecular function: methyl jasmonate esterase activity; methyl indole-3-acetate esterase activity. The transcript is spliced from 5 exons. Lineage: Eukaryota; Viridiplantae; Streptophyta; Magnoliopsida; Rosales; Moraceae.